This is a messenger RNA of Coregonus sp. 'balchen', 24528 nucleotides long. NCBI's taxonomy places the organism in Eukaryota, Metazoa, Chordata, Actinopteri, Salmoniformes, Salmonidae. The record is from the annotation of a GenBank genome assembly.
AUGCAAAUACGGGCCUCUCCCUUUAAGAGCUCUCGAUGUGUGGCUCGUAAACGGAGAGCAGUCGGAGGGAGAGAGAGUGCAGGCAGCACCAACAGCCUGUUUAGGAGGCUGCCUGGCUGCAUAGUGAAGGAGCAGCUGGCUGGGCCCAUUGGGAGAGACGGUGCUGUGGGGGAAACAGAUUUUUACAGUCAAAGGGGAUGGGGAUUUACGAGUGCUGACCUGUUCUCGCUUCCUUCCCCAUCCUCCCCCAAAAUCAUAGCUUUGCUCCCUGCACCAGAACCUCAAAUCAGAGCCACAUGGUCAUAGAGCACGCUGCAUAUUGGGAUGUCAGAUAUUCAAAGAGAAGUCCUAAAUCCAAGUCACUUUCCCAGAUUCAACAGCCAAGAUGAAUGGUUGACUCUUCUGUCUCUCCAACCAUGUUUUUUUCAGCAGACUUUGGCAUUUCAUUACGUUUUGGUAGUAAUAGUGCAGGGUUUUAAAGAUGGGAAGGGGAACAAAGGGAGAAAGGGGAAAUCACUCAAGGUGGCAUUGUCUCUCCCAACCACAAACCGCAAAUUGUGAUUACUAUAAUAACUGUGCCUCCCACUCCUCGGAGCAUGGCUCUGUAAUGGCUGUCUGCCUGUUUUUAUGGUGGCUGGAACUCCAGGUGGCCAACGUGGUCCUGCGCCUAAACUCAGGCUCUGUCCAGGCAUGGGGGCAUGGGGGCAUGGGGGCCCUCUCCCCACCUGCUUGCCUGCCUGCUUGUCUGCCUGCCUGCCUGUCAUCAAAGGCCAGCCUGGUUUCAGUCCACCAGCUCGCUUAAUGAAGAUGCCAUCAUGCUCAGAAGGGUGCUCUGUAGAGAACAGAAUCAAUAGGCUGAGCUGAAAGGAGACCAGCAUUCUUAGGGGAAGACAAGGAGGGGAAAGAGAGGGAGAGAGGGACACAGGCAGGGGAGGGAGGGAGGCCAUGCCCACCAAACGAGUGUAGCAGAAUAGAAGAGAACAGAACCAUAGCAGCAGAGAUAUUUAUUUACAGACUGGGUGGAGGAUGUAAAUGGGAUAGAUCAGGGGGUUCAGUAAAUUGCUUCUCUGUGUUUGCAGGAGUAUGCCCCAUUAAAUCGGCGGGGUUUAAAUGAGUGGAAAUAACUCUGUAAAGCCCAUCUUUGAUUGAUUAUGGAAGUUACUAGGUGUUCAAACACAACAGUAAAAUGUCUAUUGGGAUUUUGCACAAAAUAGAGCCUUUUAUAUUCGGCUGCUGGGCCCAAGCCAGAGCGUUAUGCUAGAAUAGAGCCCAAUGCCCCAAUGUCUUUUAUCAGAUCCAAGACCUUGUAUUAAUACUGAGACUGUAACUUAACUCUGUGACAACUACAGGAAUUCUUCACAUUAAACAGCACUGACAAAUACUCUUUACAGUAAUACACUACUUAGGGUUUCUCUUCUGAACCGUCAACAACCCUCCCAUCUAGAGACAGCUCAGUAUUGUUGAGUUACUUUCCAAACAUUUUUGGAUGUUUUUCAGAAUCUCUGGGCCUGGAUGUACUUUAGAUAAAAGAAUACAAACGUUAUCUGUUUCUGAUGAGUUUGUUCAUAGACUCACACUCUCUUGGAACCCUCCUUUGUGCUGGAUGAUCGUUCCAAUAUGUCAGAGCACAAGCCUUGCCAGGAAAAAGUUAAACACCUAGGAUUCUAGAUAAAUAGUCCUCAUCACUGUAGCGUUGCAAGGAGCAAUCGUUUGGAAAGCUGGAAUGCUCCACCAUGACUAGAAUAUUUUACUAGCAGUGAUUAUCACCAUGUCUCCUCGUGGCAGGGACUCUGCUGUUAGCCCUCUCUCUGCUCUGGAGUAUCAAGUGGAAAAUUAUAUAAUUACUGCAGUACAGUCGACACGCUACACACAUUUUCCCAUAGCAGCAGUAACAGUAAUGCUUCCAUCUUAGAUCUCUGUUGUCCUGCUUAUUUUUUCCUCAAUAGUUAUUAUUGGUGUGAUACAGACAUCAUGUUCAUCAUGCUUCAGUCCGGAAGACGUCCCUCUGUCGGAGGAAACCACAAUGUUCUGCUUGGAAAGCUUUUAUCUUGGCAUGUGUUCAUCCUCUGUAUAUGAAGACAUGCACUGCCUUUGUCUGUUUGCCCUGCCUGGGAUUAGGUUACCAGAGAUGGCUACACCGCUUGUUUAAUGGAAAUGCUAUGCACAAAAAAGCAUGUGGCAUGCAGUCCUGAAUAUAUGUACAUCCGUAAUGGAAUACUUGUGAGUUCCCUGUUGUCACGGAUUCUGCCGAGGCUGCUCCUCCUCCUUGUUCGGGCAGGCUUCGGCGUUCGUCGUCCCCGGAGUACUAGCUGCCACCGUUUGAAGUUUUCGAUGUUCGUUUGGUCAUGUCUAGUUUAGUGCACCUGUUUCGUAUUCUGUCCUGAUUAUGUCACUUAUAAGUUUCCCUGUGUUAUGUUUUGGAGUUGUGUGUUGUUGUCCGCCUGUCGAUUGUCUGUUGGUUUAUGUUGUUUUUACGCAUUGCGCGUAGGUUUUCGCUUCCUGUGUUUUGAGGCCAUUUCUUUUCUGUAUUGUGUAUUCAGUCAAGUAAAGCUGUUUGACUUAUCCACUGUGUCCUGCGCCUGACUUCACCACCACAUCCACAAGUACAUCGUGACAGAACAACACACCUAUUACUAUGGAGUCAGCAGGAGCAGCGGCGGGAACCGAGUCGCUGGAAGAUCGGGUCAGCUUCCAGGACGCCAGAAUCCACCAACUCGGGUCCGCCAUGCAGGAGGUCAUGGACACCCUGCGCUGAUGGGAGAGAGGAGGUUUGCCCACACCUCCUCCUACCUUACCACCACCAUCGGCCAGCCCCACCAUACCAGCUCCAGAGUCCAGUGGCAUUCGGCUCUCGCUCCCGAGGGCAUAUGAUGGCACCGCAGCCGGGUGUCAGGAGUUCUUCCUUCAAGUGGAGCUCUACCUGGCUACCAUACACCCGGCGCCCUCAGGAUACGAGAGCGUUUCCGCCCUCAUCUCCUGUCUCUCCGGCAAGGCGUUGGAGUGGGCCAACGCCGAAUGGAGGGGAAUAGACGCCGCCACCAUCAGCUACGCGGAGUUCUCCCGCCGUUUCAGGGCUGUGUUCGAUCAUCCCCCUGAGGGUAAAGCGGCGGGAGAGCGUCUGUUCCACCUUUGACAGGGGAAGAGGAGCGCCCAGGAGUUUGCCCUGGACUUCCGGACUCUAGCGGCGGAUGCGGGGUGGAAUGAGAGGGCCCUCAUCGACCACUAUCGGUGUAGCCUACGUGAGGACGUUCGACGAGAGUUGGCCUGCAGGGACACCAAUCUCACCUUCGACCAGCUGGUGGACAUGUCAAUCUGUCUGGAUACCCUGCUGGCCAACCCGCGGACGUCCAGAGUUGGGGCCGUCCAUUCCAUCCUCCAGCACCUCCGAGCCGAGUCCUAUGGAGCUCGGGGGUGCUGGCGCUAGAGAGAGGAGGAGGGAGAUACCGAGGGAGGCCGUCCCCUGCACCAACUGUGGUCGUAGAGGACACACUGCGGCUAGGUGCUGGGGAGGGUCUCCAGAGGUUCGAGGCAGCAGGUCGCGCACUGGGGAGUCAUUCCAGGUGAGUAGGCGCCCACCUCACCCUUUGCUCUCUGUUGUUCACUUUUGUAUACCUGUAGUAUUUCCUCAGGUUGCAUCUCAGUCCCAGCAUAAGGCGCUAGUCGAUUCAGGCGCAGCUGGGAAUUUCAUUGAUCAUAAUUUUUGUAUUAAGUUAGGGAUUCCCCUUUCCCUAUCCAUGCCCUAGAUAGUCGUCCGUUGGGAUCUGGGUUGAUUAGGGAGGUCACAGCGCCACUUAAGAUGAGGACGCAGGGGGUCAUGAAGAGAUUAUUCAGUUGUAUCUGAUCGACUCUCCUGCGUAUCCCGUGGUACUGGGGCUUCCUCGGUUAAUCGCCCAUGAUCCCACCAUUUCGUGGCAACAGAGGGCUCUCAAGGAGUGGUCUAACCAGUGUGUCGGGCGAUGUUUAGGUGUUUCCGUAGGGGCGACCACGGUGGAGAGUCCGAACCAAGUGCCCGCAAUGCACAUUCCCCCCGAGUAUGAGGAUUUGGCACUCAUGUUCAGUAAGACUAGGGCGACGCGUUUGCCACCUCAUAGACGGGGAGAUUGUGCGAUAGAUCUCCUGGCGGGUGCGGCACUUCCGCGGAGCCAUGUGUAUCCCUUGUCUCAAGAGGAGACGGCGGCUAUGGAGACAUACAUAGCCGAGUCUCUGAGACAGGGAUACAUACGGUCCUCCACUUCCCCUGUGUCCUCGAGUUUCUUUUUUGUGAAGAAAAAGGAUGGAGGUUUGCGCCCGUGUAUUGAUUACCGUAAUCUCAAUCAGAUCACAGUUAAAUACCGUUAUCCUCUGCCUCUGAUUGCGAGUAUGACGGAAUCAUUACGCGGAGCGCGUUUCUUCACAAAACUGGAUCUCAGGAGCGCUUACAACUUGGUGCGCAUUAGGGAGGGAGAUGAAUGGAAGACAGCAUUUAGUACCACCUCGGGUCAUUAUGAGUAUCUCGUCAUGCCAUAUGGGUUAAUGAAUGCUCCUUCAGUCUUCCAAUCCUUUGUGGACGAGAUCUUCCGGGACUUGCAUGGGCAGGGUGUGGUCGUGUACAUUGACGACAUUCUAGUGUACUCAUCUACACGAGCCGAGCAUGUAGCCCUGGUACGCCGAGUGUUGGGUAGGUUGUUGGAGCAUGACUUGUAUGCCAAGGCAGAGAAAUGUCUGUUUUUCCAGGAGUCCAUCUCCUUUUUGGGUUAUCGGUUGUCCGCGUCAGGGGUGGAGAUGGAAGUUGACCGUGUGUCAGCCGUGCGUAAUUGGCAGACUCCAACCACUGUUAAAGAGGUGCAACGGUUUUGGGGUUUUGCCAAUUACUACCGGAGGUUUAUCCGGGGUUUUGGACAGGUGGCAGCUCCCAUCACGUCCCUGCUGAAGGGGGGCCCGGUGCAUUUGCAGUGGUCGGCUGAGGCAGACAGGGCGUUUAAUAAACUGAAAAACCUGUUCACCUCGGCUCCGGUGCUGGCGCAUCCGGAUCCCGCUUUAGUGUUCCAAGUGGAGGUGGACGCGUCAGAGGCCGGUAUUGGGGCAGUAUUGUCUCAACGCUCAGGCACGCCUCCUAAACUCUGGCCCUGCGCUUUUUAUUUAAAAAAGCUCAGCCCGGCGGAACGAAAUUAUGACGUAGGGGACAGGGAGCUGCUAGCCGUAGUUCAGGCCCUAAAGGUGUGGAGGCAUUGGCUUGAGGGGGCUCAACACCCUUUUCUCAUUCUGACUGACCAUCGUAACCUGGAGUACAUCCGGGCAGCUAGGAGACUGAACCCUCGUCAGGCUAGGUGGAACAUGUUUCUGACCCGGUUUGUCUUUAAGCUUACGUACAUCCCAGGGUCCCAGAACGUUAAGGCAGACACACUGUCCCGGCGGUAUGACACAGAGGAGAGGUCCAUUGAGCCCACACCCAUACUGCCGGAGUCUUGUCUGGUGGCACCGGUGGUGUGGGAGAUCGAUGCGGAAAUCGAGCGGGCGUUACGCACCGACCCUACUCCUCCGGAGUGUCCAGUGGGGCGGACGUGCGUGCCGCUCGAGAUCCGUGAUCGUCUCAUAUAUUGGGCUCACACGUCGCCCUCCUCUGGACAUCCAGGUAUUGGCCGGACAGUGCACUGCCUUAGUGUAAAGUACUGGUGGCCAACAUUGGCUAGGAUGUCUCCUCCUGCUCAGUGUGCGCCCAGUGUAAGGCACCUAGACACCUGCCCAGGGGGAAGUUACAGCCCCUGCCCGUUCCACAACGGCCGUGGUCUCACCUCUUGGUAGACUUUGUCACUGACCUACCUCCCUCCCAGGGGAAUACCACCAUUCAGGACGUUGUGGAUCGGUUCUCUAAGGCCUGUCGUCUCAUCCCAAUGCCGGGUCUCCCUACUGCCCUACAGACCGCAGAGGCUUUGUUUACCCACGUCUUCCGGCACUACGGGGUUCCCGAGGAUAUAGUGUCAGAUCGAGGUCCCCAAUUCACCUCUAGAGUCUGGAGGGCGUUCAUGGAACGGUUGGGGGUCUCGGUUAGCCUUACCUCGGGUUUUCAUCCUGAGAGUAAUGGGCAGGUGGAGAGAGUGAACCAGGAUGUGGGCAGGUUUCUGAGAUCGUAUUGCCAGAACCGGCAGGAGGAGUGGUCGGGUUAUAUCCCUUGGGCAGAGAUUGCCCAGAACUCUCUUCGCCACUCCUCUACUAACCUGACCCCUUUCCAAUGUGUGUUAGGGUAUCAGCCGGUUCUGGCACCAUGGCAUCAGAGCCAGAUCGAGGCUCCUGCGGUGGAUGAGUGGUUUCGGCGCUCGGAGGAGACGUGGAACGCUGCACACGUCCAUCUGCAGCGGGCUAUCCGUAGACAGAAGGCGAGCGUCGAUCUCCACCGCAGUGAGGGUCCAGUGUACGCACCUGGAGAUCGAGUCUGCCUAAUGAUUAUCGCAUUAACCCCUCGUUCCAUGUGUCUCUCCUCAGGCCAGUGGUAGCUGGUCCACUCCAGGACUGUGAGAUAAGAGAGACUCCUCCGUCCCCACUGGACAUCGAGGGGGCUCCGGCGUACUCAGUCAGGUCCAUCGUGGAUUCGAGACGUCGGAUGGGGGGUCUACAAUAUCUCGUGGAGUGGGAGGGGUACGGUCCGGAGGAACGGUGCUGGGUGCCUAGGAGGGAUAUCUUAGAUCCCUCCCUCCUGACGGAGUUCCACCGAAACCAUCCCACGCGCCAUGCUCCGCGUCCUCCUGGCCGUCCCCGAGGCCGGGGUCGGCGCACGGCUGAAGCCGCGCGUCAAGGGGGGGGGUACUGUCACGGAUUCUGCCGAGGCUGCUCCUCCUCCUUGUUCGGGCAGGCUUCGGCGUUCGUCGUCCCCUGAGUACUAGCUGCCACCGUUUGAUGUUUCGAUGUUCGUUUGGUCAUGUCUAGUUAAGUGCACCUGUUUCGUAUUCUGUCCUGAUUAUGUCACUUAUAAGUUUCCCUGUGUUAUGUUUUGGAGUUGUGUGUUGUUGUCCGCCUGUCGAUUGUCUGUUGGUUUAUGUUGUGGCUUUAGUGUUUUACGCGUUGCACGUAGGUUUUCGCCUACUGUGUUUUGAGGCCAUUUAUUUUCUGUAUUGUGUAUUCAGUCAAGUAAAGCUGUUUGACUUAUCCGCUGUGUCCUGCGCCUGACUUCACCACCACAUCCACAAGUACACCGUGACACCUGUAGAGUGACUAUUUCCCUUAUUAUGAUUGCAAACAAACUCAACUGACAGUGAGAUUGAAGAGAUGCCUGUGAGUAGUCUAGUCUCCUGACUGGUUACUGUAUACCGACCUCUGGGUCUCUGUGAAGAGGAUAAUGUAUAGUGCAUUUGGAAAGUAUUCAGACCCCUUGACCUUUUCCACAUUUUCUUACAUUACAGCCUUAUUCUGAAAUUGAUUAAAUAGUUUUUUCCCCCUCAUCAAUCUACACACAAUACCCCAUAAUGACAAAGCAAAACUGUUUUGUAAAAAAACAAAAACAACUGAAAUAUAACAUUUACAUAAGUAUUCAGACCUUUUACUCAGUACUUUGUUGAAGCACAUUUGGCAGCGAUUACAGCCUCAAGUCUUCUUGGGUAUGACAUUACAAGCUUGACACACCUGUAUUUGGGGUGUUUCUCCCAUUCUUCUCUACAGAUCCUCUCAAGCUCUGUCAGGUUGGAUGGGGAGCGUCGCUGCACAGCUAUUUUAAGGUCUCUCCAGAGAUGUUCAAGGACAUUCAGGGACUUCUGUCUUGGCUGUGUGCUUAGGGUCGUUGUCCUGUUGGAAGGUGAACCUUCGCCCCAGUCUGAGGUCCUGAGCGCUCUGGAGCAGGUUUUCAUCAAGGAUCUCUACUUUACUCCGUUCAUCUUUCCUUCGAUCCUGACUAGUCUCCCAGUCCCUUCCGCUGAAAAACAUCCCCACAGUAUGAUGCUACCACCACCAUGCUUCACUGUAGGGAUGGUGCCAGGUUUCCUCCAGAUGUGACGCUUGGCAUUCAGGCCAAAGAGUUCAAUCUUGGUUUCAUCAGACCGGACAAUCUUGUUUCUCAUGGUCAGAGAGUCCUUUAGGUGCCUUUUGGCAAACUCCAAGCAGGCUUUCAUGUGCCUUUUACUGAGGAGAGGCUUCCGUCUGGCCACUCUACCAUAAAGGCCUGAUUGGUGGAGUGCUGCAGAGAUGGUUGUCCUUCUGGAAGGUUCUCCCAUCUCCACAGAGGAACUCUGGAGCUCUGUCAGAGUGACCAUCGGGUUCUUGGUCACCUCCCUGACCAAGGCCCUUCUCCCCCGAUUGCUCAGUUUGGCCGUGCGGCCAGCUUUAGGAAGAGUCUUGGUGGUUCCAAACUUCUUCCAUUUAAGAAUUUCUCAGAUCUGUGCCUCGACACAAUCCUGUCUCGGAGUUCUACGGACAAUUCCUUCGACCUCAUGGCUUGGUUUUUGCUCUGACAUCCACUGUCAACUAUGGGACCUUAUACAGACAGGUGUGUGCCUUUCCAAAUGAUGUACAAUCAAUUGAAUUUAACACAGGUGGACUCCAAUUAAGUUGUAGAAACAUCUCAAGGAUGAUCAAUGGAAACAGGAUGCACCUGAGCUCAAUUUCGAGUCUCAUUGCAAAGGGUCUGAAUACUUAUGUAAAUGUAAUAUUUAUGUUUUCUUUUUUUAAUACAUUUGCAAACAUUUCUAUAAACCUGUUUUUUCUUUGUCAUUAGGGGGUGUUUUGUGUAGAUUGAUGAGGAAAACAUUUAAUUUAAUCCAUUUUAGAAUAAGGCUGUAACGUAACAAAAUGUGGAAAAGGGGAAGGGGUCCGAAUACUUUCAGAAUGCACUGUAUGUUCAUGGCAGAAUCACAGGCCAUCGUAGUGCAAGUGGUGCAGGAGAUGAAACUACAGGCUGCCUAUUCAUUAUCUGUAGACACAUUUAUUUUAAGGCCAACGGCAUAUGGGGAUAUAGGCUCUGGGACCUCCCUAUUUAGACAGUAUCUCAUGAUUAGUGUCCUCGGAUGGAGGCUUCUGUUGGGAUCAGAGGAUAUGUGAGGCAAGGCUGACUCACUGGUGAGAAUGAAUAGGCCAUAAAACGGCCUCUCCAUCAUCAUGUCUUACAGCACACUGGUCUCUGGGAGCUGCUUCGGGCUUUACUCUACAGUACUGAACAUGUGUAUUUUAAUCCAAACCCUAUCUGAAAGGCUCCUUUGUGGUGUGGUGGAUAGCAUCAGCAAUUACCAGCAUUUUGUUACUACAAAAAAUGAACACUUAGAUUUAUAUAUGAGAUAUUAACCACACACACUCCCCAGAUUCCUAGAUAAUGGUGGGCAGGGCCGAGGGAGGGAGGGUGGGAGGGUUUUCCAGUCAGUGGAUUUUCCAUGGAGAGCGCGUGCCGGUGGAGCGCUUUAUGGCUAGAGCUCUGGGAGCCACUGUGCUGCUGGCUGGGGGCUGUGUGUAUGCAGAAUGGGACCAUGGGCUGAGGCUGGGGCCCGGGGCCCAUAAAUCCUGGCCUUCCAGCCCCAGACAGCGCUUUUAUCUCCUGCAUAAGCUUCACUGUGACCCACGGCACCAUGCACUAAUGUUAAUAGAUGUAUGAGGGUGAGUGGAUAGCAUGCCCCUCCCUGACCCUUUAGCCUUACUAAAAAUAAAGUUUGGGCCUUUGGUUUUGUUAGACUAAAGGCAGCUAACAAUCCUACCCAUUCAACACGCAUUUAUGGCUCAACUACUGCUGAAAGGAUCUGGCUUAUUGCUACACAGUGAUUACCACAUGUAAAUGCUAUAAUUCUCUAUAUCUGUCCACCAUGACCAUGACUCUUGUCCUUGCACUUUCAAACCGUUUAUUAGUGUGUAUUAAGUUGUCAUCCACCAAAAAAUAUGCGUAAACAUAGACUGCAAUUGUAAAAAUAGAAGGCUGGAAAAAACAAAAUGGCGAUUGUGUAUGGCAUACUUGUGGUUCUGGUGAUUUUCUCUGGUUUUAUGUGCCAUACAAAAUGGGCUUGCUCCACAAUUUGUCCGGAGGAGGAGGAUGCGGCCAGGGGAAUGAUUGCUAGCCAGACACAGACAGACAGUGUCCUCACACCCUGACAGUGUGGGAAGCACAGAUUAAUAAUGGAAAUUAUACAAAGUCAGUGCUGGAAAGUCCCUUCAAACUAUGUAUGUGGUUUAGUCAGAGGUGUGCCUUUUCUACAUGCAGUACAUGUCUGGUCAUGAUGAUACCAACUAACAUAUCACUAUCACUGUUACAUAGUUCAGUGAAGUAGGCAUCUGUUUGAUAUCUGUUUGAUUAGAUUUUAUGAUACGGAUGAAUGAUUGGCAACUAAUCAUAGUGACUGAAUGUUGUGAUGCUGAAUUUGUAUUUGUUAUGCACUUUCCUUCUUUCUCUCAGUGUCUGUAUAUCUCUUUAAGGAAUACCUGGAAUAGUAUAAAGUAAUCCUUCUACCACCCCCCCCCCCCCCCCCCCCCCACCCCUCCCCCACCACCCCCAUUUAAAAAUACAUAAAUAAAAUGAUGUAAAUGUACAAAUGUAAAUCUCUCUCUCUCUCUCUCUCUCUCUCUCUCUCUCUCUCUCUCUCUCUCUCUCUCUCUAUCUAAUCUAUCUAUCUCUCUGCAGCUCCGUCGACAGUGUCCAUCAUGCACCAGAUUAGUCGUACCGUGGACAGCAUCACUCUGUCCUGGUCUCAACCAGACCAGCCCAAUGGAGUCAUCCUGGAUUAUGAACUACAGUACUAUGAGAAGGUAGGUACCCACUGCACACUACCCAUUAACAAACAGUCUGCUCUAUCUCACCUCCAUGUAAACAGACACACGUAAAGACACCAUUGAGUGUGUCAGGCUUUCUUUCAUCUCAGCGGGGCUAAAUAAGGUAUGCAUUUGCUGCAAAAUAUAUCUCUCAUUUUCUAUCACAUUGAAAUUAAGAAUGUCUUCCCCUGUUGGUGUCCAGAACAGCAUGUUCACGGUGGCAGGCAGACAUACUGUAGCUUCUGAAUUGAGCAUACAACUUCUGCUCGAUCCCUUUCAAUUAUAAUCACGGUCAGUCACUGGGAAAGGAAACUGCUCUCAGCCCUCCAGUCAGGCCACUAGGGAUUGAUGGAGAGAUAUUUGUGGUUGAAACAAUGGUGUGUUGACUGCCAUAAAAAUAGUAUUCAACAGACAGACUCCUCAGAAUCAGCAUACUUUCUCACAAGAAACACUCCCACACACAGAUACGGACAGAGAAAAGCAUACACACACACAAGCACACACAAAGUUCAUUGAGCAGUCCUCUGUGACUGCGCGCCACUCUGCUCCACUUUUUAGUUUAAUUAUUUUCUCAGAUGCUGCUGAGGAGAGCUGUCAAAACAAUUGUCUCGGCCCCUGCCGUGGCUCAGAUCUCACAAAUGUGCUCACGCUGCUGAUUGGUUGAAGCCUGCAGCCGGCACAGUUUUAGUCUCCUUUUCCAGACAGACCUGUCAGCUUUGUGGAGAGAGAGAAGCGGUGUGGCAAUGAAAAGUUACACUGAUCGUCAGAACUCACAGCCCAAACAAACUAAGUCUAGCAGACCUGAAACUGCCAUCCCUAGGCUGUUGCUUAUCAUUCUCUAUUAAUUCUGCUUGGUCAAAUAGAUACAUCAGUGUUAGAAACAUUUUAGUCUGUAUCCUACUUUGCACAUUAGCCUAUUUUUAUAAGGCACUAAGUUAAUGCAUGUAUAUGGUAAUUGUUCUGUGGAUGUCACUGAUUUGUAUUUCUCCCUCGUUCCUUAAUGCUCUCUCAGGACCAGACCGAGUACAACUCAACCAUCAUAAAGAGCCAGACCAACACAGUGGUCAUCCGCGGUCUCAAACCAGGGGCAAUCUAUGUGUUCCUGGUUCGCGCCCGGACCGUGGCCGGAUUUGGGCGCUACAGCGGCAAGCUCUACUUCCAAACCAUGACUGAAGGUGAGGGUGCAGCCAACAUUCCCUCUGCUCAGAUAGAGCAUAGAGAGAUGCAGAGUUAUCACAUCCCAUGCAUGGCCCAUCAACCCAACAUGGACCAUUACAACAUGGACACAAUGACCCAACAGACACAAGGAUGUGGAUGGGGAAAUGGUCUGAGAUGCGUUCUGCAAGACAACUCUCCUACAAUGUGUACACCCAUUGUUCUAUUUAUGUGGAUUUCAUUCAUUAUCUUCUCAGCAUGUGCAAGUUAUUUUUUUACAAAUGAAUAAGAUAGGUUAUGUAUGAAUGGAGAUAUUUUCUGUAGUUUACUGUGCUUUAUUAGCGGUGGACUAAUGUGAGUCACAGAUCAGGUUAAAGUGGAUUCAUCUGUAAAGAAGGACACUGCUGGGCAGACUAGCUUUUCCCCUGGCUCCGCUAAUGCUGGAUCCUGGCUCCCCUGGCCUGGAUAAUGUUAGCGACCUGGGUGUUCUCUAAACAUCUUAUUACCUGCAGUGCCGAGGGCCAUCAUUAGCCUGAUCUCUGCUCUCCUCCACGGCAAGCAGCCAGCACACUGCCAGACAAAGGGGAACCAAACAUCGCAAUAGGCUGCAUACUGUACCACCACCCUGGGACACAACCCAUGGCACAACCCUCCCUAGCCUCAGACCUCGGACAGAGCAGUCAGGACCUGAGGUGGUAUUGUGUGAUUGUGUGCCUACUGCCAUGUUUGGCAGCACUCUGGAGGGAAAGGAGCUGGGUCUCUCCCAAACCUGCUCUCUCAGUUCCAGAUGAGCGGGCGACCAUAUUGCUGGCAUCUGAACGUGCUCAGUGGGCUUUGGAGAGAGGUCUUGUGCUGCCAGCCAAGAUGCCCAUUGGUCUCCCCAACCGUCUGUCUGUCUGUCACCCACUGCUAACUCCAAAUGCAUUCACUCAGAUGCCUGGCCCAUAUGUUUCAGUGUGUGAUGGUGUGUUUGUGUGUGUUUGUCUAAUCACAGAGGAGUACAACACCAGCAUUCAGGAGAAGCUGCCUCUCAUCAUCGGCUCUGCAGCUGCAGGUCUGGUCUUCCUCAUCGCAGUGGUUGUCAUCGUCAUCGUCUGCAACCGGUGAGUUAUUCCUGCUCCAGUCCAGCCAACCAAUGCUGCCAGAUUAGACACAUUCGCUUUAGUGGUUGUUUUCCCACAUACUUCGUUACUGUACUUUAAUGGGUCCUGUGUUUAUAGUUUAUAGGCUGGUUGUGUUUAGUGGUCGUUAGCUAGCUGUGGAGUGGGUAGGCCUGGUACAUAGACCACACCCCCUCUUUGGGCCAGCGCUAUAGCUCUUUGUCUUUUUCCCAGGAGGCGUGGCUUUGAGAGGGCAGACUCGGAGUACACAGACAAGCUGCAGCACUACACCAGCGGCCACAGUGAGUAACCAGCCCUCACUCAGAGUGCCUGUUUGCACCUCCCCCAAAAUACACACACUCACACUCACGCUCACACACAUACAUGCACACACACCUGUCUCCAUGGCUACCAGCUCACGCAGCAGUCUCCAUGGCUAAUGUUCAACCCUCUGCUGCCUCACACACCUGUCUCCAUGGCUACCACUUGACACGCUAGUGUCCUUGGCUACCUCCCAACCUUGUGCUUCUUCUCACCUCUCCAUUGGUAAUCUUCUCUCUUGUUUUCCUCAACUGUCUUAAUGCUAGGAUUUACCCCUAACACAACACGUGUACAAGUGUGUGUUUGCUGUUGAUCUCAUUUCAUAGUCAACUAAUUCCAUUGUUGUGGAAGUAGCAUUUAGCCUUCUUUUAGCUUGUUAAGUCCAUGAACACCCUAAUACCACACACACCAUUUGCCAUUGUUGAAAAAUUCAAAGGAGAUUGUGAAGAAAUGGCCUUUAUUAAAUAUAUUGUUUUCCAUGUAAAGCACGUUGGCCCAGAGUGCCAUGAUAUAGAAAUACAUCUUCAAGAUGGAGCUCAGGCGCCGUAAUUUAAACUAGUUUGGCUCUCCCUUGGAGCUUAUGGCUUAUCGUGUCCCUCUCCUUCACUCAGCUAAACAGAAAUGCUCUGAUAUAUUUCCUCCCUGAGCUUAUUUCAGUUGUAUUUAUUUAUAUAUUUUUCUAUUUAGCUCUUCCGCUAGUCGGGCUUAUCAAUGGAGACAGCUUUCCCAUGUGUAAUCAAUAGUAUCAGGUUGCAGUAAAUGCUGAUGUCACAAUUAUCCUGGCUGUCCUCCCCCUAUAUCAGGUGGUCUCUGCCAUGCUCUGGUGGGUGGUCUUUGGAUCGUUCCAUAGUUUGGGAAGAGAUAGGAGGUUCUGACUGGGGACUCUUUUUUUGCCUUAAAGGAGAAUCUCCAUCUGUUCCUAAACAUUUCUUCAGUUCAGUCUGCUAUGCAGGUUUCAUGGCUCUACUAUAAGCAGGUAUCUCAGCUUCGCUGACUGCCUGUGCAUGAACACAAUAACCAUUAAAAAAGCCUCAGGCCAGAUGUGGAAGUGAGAGUCCGAAUAAUCGGAUUUGAAACCUGAGACACUUAAGUCCCUGAACACUUAAAGGCCACCUUAAGCCAAUUUACCUAGCAUCAGAGCUUAAGAGAGACAAUUUAUUUUCUAGAGCAGAGAGCGAUACUGAUAUAGUGUCUGGCUGUCUCUCCUGGGUGUUAAUGUUCUGCUAUGACUCUAUGGAGUUGAUACAUACAUUAACCUGCCUUAUCACUGCCAAAGACUCACUGGAAAUGCCAUGUCAUUGCCCAUUGAUUAUUAUAGUCCUGAGGACCCAAGCCAAACCUACCAUUCCUCUACCUUGUACUAACACUAACCUUUCUGACUCAUAAUAAUACACUGCAUUGGCUACUUGUUAAAGACGGACAGAGUUUGUUUGUUUGUGUCAGAAUAAAAAAUUAUAUCGGCCUCUUCUUUUUCCAAGUGACUCCAGGAAUGAAGAUAUAUAUUGAUCCGUUUACAUAUGAGGACCCCAACGAGGCGGUGAGGGAGUUUGCUAAGGAGAUUGACACUUCCUAUGUGAAGAUUGAGCAAGUCAUUGGCGCAGGUAAAGAGAAAGGCCAGUCAUUUUUUACAAAAUAUAUAUUUUGAAUGCUGUCUGUAUUCCAAUGAAUAAUAUUUUGCCUCAUCAUUUUAAUGUUUGUAACCUCUGUCAGACAUCUCCUAUCAUUAACUGUCGCUCUGCCUCUAUGUUGUGUCUUGUAGGAGAGUUCGGGGAGGUGUGCAGUGGGAACCUGAGGCUCCCAGGAAAGAGGGAGAUGUUUGUGGCCAUCAAGACGCUGAAGUCGGGCUACACGGAGAAGCAGAGGCGGGACUUCCUGUCUGAGGCAUCCAUCAUGGGUCAGUUUGACCACCCCAAUGUGAUCCACCUGGAGGGUGUGGUCACCAAGAGCGCCCCUGUUAUGAUCAUCACUGAGUUCAUGGAGAACGGAUCACUGGACUCCUUCCUCAGAGUGAGUUAUGCUGUGUGUGUCUCUGAGUCAAAUAUUAACACUAAUGGCUAUGCAGAUAAACAGGUAGACACACAGACAUGCAGGCACACACAAGCACACAGGCACAUACGCACACACACUCUGGGAAAUGACUGUUAAAUACACACACUAAUGCUAACCCAUCUAGGUUAAAGUGAACAUUAACAUGCAGAACAUUAAUCAUGUCAUUUACUUAGUAUAGUGUCCACCACAAGUCCUUAGAGAGAUCCUUCUCUACCCAAUCAAAUCAAAUCAAAUCAAAUGUUAUUGGCCACAUGCGCCGAAUACAACAGGUGCAGACAUUACAGUGAAAUGCUUACUUACAGCCCUUAACCAACAGUGCAUUUAUUUUUAACAAAAAAGUAAAAAUAAAACAACAACAAAAAAAGUGUUGAGAAAAAAAGAGCAGAAGUAAAAUAAAAUAACAGUAGGGAGGCUAUACAGUGGGGGAAAAAAGUAUUUAGUCAGCCACCAAUUGUGCAAGUUCUCCCACUUAAAAAGAUGAGAGAGGCCUGUAAUUUUCAUCAUAGGUACACGUCAACUAUGACAGACAAAAUGAGAAAAAAAAUCCAGAAAAUCACAUUGUAGGAUUUUUUAUGAAUUUAUUUGCAAAUUAUGGUGGAAAAUAAGUAUUUGGUCAAUAACAAAAGUUUCUCAAUACUUUGUUAUAUACCCUUUGUUGGCAAUGACACAGGUCAAACGUUUUCUGUAAGUCUUCACAAGGUUUUCACACACUGUUGUGGUAUUUUGGCCCAUUCCUCCAUGCAGAUCUCCUCUAGAGCAGUGAUGUUUUGGGGCUGUCGCUGGGCAACACGGACUUUCAACUCCCUCCAAAGAUUUUCUAUGGGGUUGAGAUCUGGAGACUGGCUAGGCCACUCCAGGACCUUGAAAUGCUUCUUACGAAGCCACUCCUUCAUUGCCCGGGCGGUGUGUUUGGGAUCAUUGUCAUGCUGAAAGACCCAGCCACGUUUCAUCUUCAAUGCCCUUACUGAUGGAAGGAGGUUUUCACUCAAAAUCUCACGAUACAUGGCCCCAUUCAUUCUUUCCUUUACACGGAUCAGACGUCCUGGUCCCUUUGCAGAAAAACAGCCCCAAAGCAUGAUGCUUCCACCCCCAUGCUUCACAGUAGGUAUGGUGUUCUUUGGAUGCAACUCAGCAUUCUUUGUCCUCCAAACACGACGAGUUGAGUUUUUACCAAAAAGUUCUAUUUUGGUUUCAUCUGACCAUAUGACAUUCUCCCAAUCCUCUUCUGGAUCAACCAAAUGCACUCUAGCAAACUUCAGACGGGCCUGGACAUGUACUGGCUUAAGCAAGGGGACACAUCUGGCACUGCAGGAUUUGAGUCCCUGGUGGCGUAGUGUGUUACUGAUGGUAGGCUUUGUUACUUUGGUCCCAGCUCUCUGCAGGUUAUUCACUAGGUCCCCCCGUGUGGUUCUGGGAUUUUUGCUCACCGUUCUUGUGAUCAUUUUGACCCCACGGGGUGAGAUCUUGCGUGGAGCCCCAGAUCGAGGGUGAUUAUCAGUGGUCUUGUAUGUCUUCCAUUUCCUAAUAAUUGCUCCCACAGUUGAUUUCUUCAAACCAAGCUGCUUACCUAUUGCAGAUUCAGUCUUCCCAGCCUGGUGCAGGUCUACAAUUUUGUUUCUGGUGUCCUUUGACAGCUCUUUGGUCUUGGCCAUAGUGGAGUUUGGAGUGUGACUGUUUGAGGUUGUGGACAAGUGUAUUUUAUACUGAUAACAAGUUCAAACAGGUGCCAUUAAUACAGGUAACGAGUGGAGGACAGAGGAGCCUCUUAAAGAAUAAGUUACAGGUCUGUGAGAGCCAGAAAUCUUGCUUGUUUGUAGGUGACCAAAUACUUAUUUUCCACCAUAAUUUGCAAAUAAAUUCAUAAAAAAUCCUACAAUGUGAUUUUCUGGAGAAAAAAAAUCUAAAUGUGUCUGUCAUAGUUGACGUGUACCUAUGAUGAAAAUUACAGGCCUCUCUCAUCUUUUUAAGUGGGAGAACUUGCACAAUUGGUGGCUGACUAAAUACUUUUUUUCCCCCACUGUAUAUACAGGGGGGUACCGGUGCAGAGUCAAUGUGCGGGGGCACCGGCUAGUUGAGGUAGUUGAAGUAAUAUGUACAUGUGGGUAGAGUUAAAGUGACUAUGCAUAAAUAAUUAACAGAGUAGCAGCAGCGUAAAAGGAUGGGGUGGGGGGGUGGGGCAGUGCAAAUAGUCCAGGUAGCCAUGAUUAGCUGUUCAGGAGUCUUAUGGCUUGGGGGUAGAAGCUGUUGAGAAGUCUUUUGGACCUAGACUUGGCACUCCGGUACCGCUUGCCGUGCGGUAGCAGAGAGAACAGUCUAUGACUAGGGUGGCUGGAGUCUUUGACAAUUUUGAGGGCCUUCCUCUGACACCGCCUGGUAUAGAGGUCCUGGGUGGCAGGAAGCUUGGCCCCAGUGAUGUACUGGGCCGUACGCACUACCCUCUGUAGUGCCUUGCGGUCGGAGGCCAAGCAGUUGCCAUACCAGGCGGUGAUGCAACCAGUCAGGAUGCUCUCGAUGGUGCAGCUGUAGAACAAUCAAGCUGCAGUAUUAAUGCUCCCUGAGUGUCUGUCUAGUCCAAUUAUUGAUUUAUACUCUGCUGCAACUUGCGCUGGCUGUUAUUCAGCAUUUCACCUUGAUCUCCAUGUUUGACUACAGUAAAAUGAUCUAUGUACAGUAGCUCACUAUAGGCGCUGGUGAGGAAGAGAGUCCAGCAGUUCAGUACAGUUAGUCAUGCUCUCAUUUUGUAUUUAUCAUACUAGCACACAUUCACUCCUCCUGUUUGAGUCACAGAAAAGGACAAGGACCUAUGAAUUUAUAGUACUUUCUACUUAUGCCACAAAAAGUUAUUUGCCAUCUUAACAUUCAGUCAAACAAAUUGCAUGUAAUGCAAAACUCAGAAAAUACAUUCCAGAUAUCUAACCUCACCUCAUCCCUUGGGAGGGUUUCAAAUGAUUAGCGCUGUAAGAAGAAAACAUGUCAGCUUUCAGAGAAUGAAGUUGGCUUGUAGGUGAGAGACUGCUGUCUCCUGUCAGCCAGUCCUGUGCCGUCUGUCUGUAGCAUUUCAGCUGAACGGGAGCAUGUUUUUCCUAAUGUGACUGGGUGUCCACAAGCUUUCAUCUCCUCUAAUUGGACUCAUUGUGGGUUUGAAGUGAGUGGGAAUAAACUGAGUGGGAAAGAGCUAGUGACUAAUGGAAAUUGGACAUGUCUGAUCUUCACAAAAAUAUAUGAUUGAUUUUAUUCUCAUUAGAUUUACUCCACUUUAAAUCAAUUGUGAGUGAAUUAUUAAAUAUGGAAACAUAUCAAUUCAAUAAGGGCCAAGGGUUUCAUGUUUGAUAUAAAUCACUAUGUUUAUGUUUGGAAAUGUCUGAUGUUUCUACUGUGUCUAUGUGGAUAACACCUCCCUCCACCACCUCUGUCAUAGCCUUAGUUGUCACUCAUCGCAUUGUCAAUGUUUACCUCUGCAUAGAUCAUACUGAGUAAGGCUUUCAAGACUCAGGGCAGAAAGCACACUGACGAGAAUCAGCUCUGAGCUAUGGGAGGAUAUUAUAAACCUGAGACGUAAACUCUUCCUCUAUGGAUCAAAAUAUACAUCAAAAUCCUCCCUUUAAAAAAGGAGCCAGCCACCCUCCUGUCAGCAGACUGCUGCUCUGUCUACUGCUGGAGAAGCAAAAUAUGAACUUUAUUAGCAUUCUGCUUCAGACCUCCGAGACACUGUGUGCCAAGUCACUCUUGAAUUUGAUGGGUUGUGUGUGUCUGUGUCUGUGUGUUACUUUGUGUUAAGCAUAUUUGACAGCACAUUGUCUUCCAAACAACACAGCAUCACUGUGGCACCUCACUGUGACAGCUUAUGACAACAUUUUCUGAACGCGUCAGCGCUUUAGAACAUGGCGCUCUGUGAAAGAGGAUGGAGCAGCAGGGGAGACCACCUUAGAUAGGAACUGUCAGCUGAAGGAUCAGCUCCCCUAAAGCACCUGGUGCAGCCCUCGCUUCUAUGACGCAUCGACAAGGGAGAAGGGGAGCGAGAACACGAGAAGAAUAGAUGGAUGGAGACAACAACAGGCAGAGAAAGUAGCAAAAGUUGGGGACCAUGUAACGAUCAGAAAGAAAUGGCACAUCCAUAUCAAAGCUUUCUUCAGAAACAUUAUUAUCUCUACCAUUAUGAUUAGAAUUGGGGUUGAAUCAUAAAUUGCAUGUAUUAGCCUUAAAAGAUAGAAACGAUGUCUCUCUCUAUCUGCUAACCUGAUCCAAAUGACUUUGGUGGAAGAAUCUUCCCAAUUAAAGUAUAUGCAAACACAGUGCAGGGAUGCAGGGAUUAUGAGGCGCUGUGUAUUUGUGAGAGAAUUCAGCCUCAUGAAUAAUGCAUAAGACUUCAUUGCUGUGGUGCAUGAGGUGCAUGAGGAGCUGGUGGACGUGAGGAGAAGUCCUUGCUCUGCUAAUGAGCAGCAAAGAGUUUGGAGGAGACACAGAGACACAGGCUAGAGGAUCUGGCUAACCAUAGACAGCGAAAAUGCCUAGAGGAAUACACAGCUGGGCCUAGUCCGUCUGUGGUCCAUCUGUGUCCCCACACCACCCCACCCCAUCCCUGGGCCAUGAUACUGGGCCUGUCAGUCCACACUCAUGCUCUUUCAUCUUUCGUCAUGAUCCUCCCGGAUAUUCCCUAGUUGAUCUCUGGUCCUCGUGGUGGGUGGUGAGGGUGCAGGUGUGCGCAGAUUGAGGCACAGCUGCAGGCCAGAUCCAGACACUCCCCAUGUAUGGGGUAAAGCCUUGGCCAAUCCAGGGAGGAGAACAGCUGCAGCCUGCCAGACCGAGCCCAGCCCAGCCUAUAGCUAUAUCUAUUCAAUCAUAGCCCACAGAGGGAAGUCUCAGACCUGGGGAUGUAUCAUAUUGUGAUCUAAUGUGUUCCUUUUAUUUUGCAGCAAAACGACGGCCAGUUCACAGUGAUCCAGUUGGUGGGCAUGCUGCGUGGCAUCGCCUCAGGCAUGAAGUACCUGGCCGACAUGAACUACGUCCACCGCGACUUGGCCGCACGCAACAUCCUGGUCAACAGCAACCUGGUCUGCAAGGUGUCUGACUUCGGCCUGUCCCGAUUCCUGGAGGACGACACGUCAGACCCCACCUACACCAGUGCCCUGGUGAGUACCAUGACGUCACCGCAAACACCGCACACAUACACAUGUGCGCACAUCCACACUUGCACGCACGCACACACACAGACACACACACACACCUCACACACCACAUUCCCCAUCAUAACAAAGGCCCCUCACUUGUCCCUCUCCUCCCCUUUUACAGGAUCCCAUGUCACACACAUCCACUCCCAGGAGUUUAGUUAUAUCCAUCUCACAGUUUGGAUUACAGAGUAUUGUUGCUGUGAAUAAUCUCUCUCUGCAGAGCCAGGACACUGGGACGAUCAGGUUUCUGUCUCACUUCCCUCUAUAAGGUUGUUCCCUCAUUGUGUUGUGUUUCUCAGGGAGGGAAGAUCCCUAUCCGAUGGACAGCCCCUGAAGCCAUCCAGUACAGGAAGUUCACGUCCGCCAGUGAUGUUUGGAGCUACGGCAUCGUCAUGUGGGAAGUCAUGUCCUAUGGAGAGAGACCUUACUGGGACAUGACCAAUCAAGACGUAUGUAUUUAUAGACCUUUAUAUAUAUGAAUAUCAUUAGUCAAACAGAACCACUCUAAACAUGGCAUCAAAUGUUUAAAAAUAAAUUCUAACAACGUCUGAUUAUAUACAGGAGACAGUGGUUCCUGAAUGUUCUUACCUCUCUGUGAACCCCCAUUUUGUCAUGGUGGUUCUCUUCCCCCUGGCUAAACAGCAGCUUUCAAACCUGGGUUUAAUAUGAAAGCCCCCUAGUUACCACAGAGAUGAUUUGGAAUGCAAGGCAAUGCUCCACAGACUAUUCCUGCUCUUGACUGGAGCCUCCGUUUCCAGGCUCCCUCUGGGUGGCGGAGAAGAGAGCAAAUUAUGGGGAGAGAGAUAAUGAAAAUAGUUUCAAAUUGAAAGUGUGAACGCUAAUGCGCUAAGAGGGACUGUGGAGCUCAACGGUUAUCUUAUUAGGGGCUCUAGAUAGUGUUUCUACUCCAUCGGGGUCUUGGUUGGGAGGGAGGCCUCUGAAUGAGAUUAAUCUGGGCCUGAAUGGAGCUCCGUAAUGGUGGUAAUAAUGAGCAAGGGAUCGUGGGUCCUUGUCAGAACCCUCCUCUGGGCCGGUCGUUCCCCACUCCUAGCUAGGAGUCACCUCCCUGAUCCCUCCCCCAUUAUUUUACAUUUACAUUUUAGUAAUUUAGCAGACACUCUUAUCCAGAGCUACUUACAGUCCCCCCCACACCCUCUCCCACCACCAACAACACCACUGGCCACUCUCAGUCUUAGACUUUUUUGGCAUAACAAUGACCAUAGAGUUGGCAAAACAGAAUAAAUAGAUAUGGGACCAGGCUCUAACUUAGAUAUUUGUAUGGCAAGAACAUUACUGUACGCAGUUUCUAAAGGCUCUUGAUGCCAGACUGACUAAGAUUAAAUCACUGCUGGCACAGUCUGCAUGGAUGUGGGGAGCCAUUGGUAUUAGGCUGAUAAUUUACUGUGAUGCUUAACUGGUACAGUAAGUAUGAAGCCAAGACAAAACCUUUUCAAAAUGAUAAUUAUUGUUAAUGCAAUAAUGCUUGCAGGAUUAUGUUUGUGUGUGAACAUGUGUGUUGCAGUUUCGACUUGUAUAACACUGUUAUGGUUUUAUCUUUCAGUGCAUACUGUAUUUCAAGAACAUAGUUCUCAUUUGAAAUCACAGGAAUAUUAAUCAACAUGUUAGCCAAAUAGCACUCUGGUCAUAGAAGAAGUAGCUUGUGAGAAUUGUGAGAGGAUGCUCUCCAAUAGGAUUUCUGUCUCUCUCCUCUCCCUUCUCCUCCUUUUAGAGCCUCAUAGCAACCCUUAGAGAUCUGUGUCUCCCCCUGCAGGUGAUCAAUGCCAUAGAGCAGGACUACCGGCUGCCCCCUCCCAUGGACUGCCCCUCGGCCCUGCACCAGCUCAUGCUUGACUGCUGGCAGAAGGACCGUAACAACCGGCCCAAGUUCAGCCAAAUUGUCAACAACCUGGACAAGAUGAUCCGCAACCCCAACAGUCUGAAGGCCAUGACCCCGCUGUCUUCAGGGUGAGUGAAACACUUAGCAUGCUCUCCUUAGAUCUCCGUCAGUUCAUCUGUGAGUUUAUCUUUCUAUUAGUCUGUCACUACAUGUCUGUCUGUAUGUCUGUCUGUGUAUUAGUGUGUUUGAGACUAGUGUUCCUCUCUCUCUACUGGCCAGUCUUCACAGUAUUCAGCACUGGGCUACAGUAUUACUUUACUAUUUCCAUAGAUACUGUAUAAUCCAAAAGGAUUUAAUGCAUCUAACCUCAAAGAUGGGAAAACACUUUGACAUUUCAAAGGACAUGAUUCCUUCAAUGUUUUCAAUUUAUUUAUACCAAACAUUGUGUCUCCUGUUUCUUUUGGCGCCAAGUGGUUAUGUAAAUAAAACCCAUUUGGUUUGAUAGAUCAAGUCAUUUCCAUGAAUGCUUUAGGCAAAUCAUGAUUUGAAACAGUUACACAAUUUCAAAACAAAACAUUUCCAAGAACAUUUUCUCUGGGUGUCAGUUUCCUAUGAAUGUAAAAAUAUACUGAAUGUCAUAUAUCCUACUCUAUAUUUACAUUUUUGGUGGUGUGUGGAAUAGAGACACUGUGUGGAUACUGGCACUAAGCCUGCCACUCCAUUUGGAAAUAUAAUUUUCUUAAAAAUCGAUUAGGAAAAUGGCCACGGUUACUUUAUUUUGUCCUUAAGGCUAGCUUAUUGACUCAUCUGUUUUAGGCCAUCCACUAUUGUGUACUGUACUGAUUGCCAUCAUAGAGGUGAGAGAGUUAUGACACUGUCUCUAAAGCUGUGUUAGACUCUUUGUGUCUGUGACCCCCUCCAGUGUCCAUCUUCCUCUCCUGGACCGCAGUGUUCCAGACUUCUCCAGCUUCAGUACUGUGGACGAGUGGCUGGAUGCCAUCAAGAUGGGCCAGUACAAAGACAACUUUGCCAACGCUGACUUCACCAGCUUUGAUGUGGUUUCCCAGAUGACCAUGGAGUAAGUGCUGAUCCCAGACCGGUGUUUCUGAUAAGGAUGAGGAUGAGGUGGGCUAUUCCUUGACAGUAUCAUACCUUAAAGCCUGGAUGACUGCCAGGCUCAGCCCCUGGCUCAUCAUAAAUCUGCCUCUCACUGUAUGUCAUUAGGAGAUAAUAACAGUGCAGCAUAACUGCUCUGAGCUAGAACAGAGCGUACAAACUCUGGCCAUGUGGCUGACAGGUUUCUUAUACAACAGUUUAAAGAAAGAAGAGAUAUAGGAGAAUGAACAGGCAUGGUGAUGUUUAGGAAUACAUUCCUGCCUCUGUAGACUUAAUAAAGACAUCUAUUAGCAGAUAGACUCAUUCAUAUGUCUGUUUAGUAAAUAACUAAGACACACAUUGCUCUGCUCAUUGUCUCUUAUCUCUACAUCUCUUAAUAUCCUCCUGAAGUCAUGUCGGAUAUCUAAGCAACACAAUUCUGUUUUCAAAUUAUUUUCCACCCGCCACACUGGUUACAAUACUUUAAAAAAUAAGGCACAUCAGUCCAUAGGGUUAGGAUUAGGAAACAAAGACAUUCCAUUGUCUCCUGAAUGGAAGAAGUUUUUCAACAAACAGAGUAAGUACUGUAAGCAGUCUGACAUUCCAUUGUCUGGGACUGAAUUAGGAAUUUGGCAGACUGGGGCCCAGAAUUUAGCCUUGAUCUAACUUGUUGAUUUUACCUUGGCUUAUGCCAUGUGCAAUAAAACCUUUUGUGUCGUCUGUGAUGGCUUCCUCCUGACUCCUGUGGUUGUGUCUCCUGCCACAGUGACAUCCUGAGUGUGGGCGUGACGUUAGCAGGCCACCAGAAGAAGGUCCUGAACAGUGUACAGAUGAUGCGCGCCUCCAUGAACCAGAUCCAGUCUGUGGAAGUUUGACCAUCCAGAGUGGAGAGGAGAGGAGAGGAGAGGAGAGGAGAGGAGAGGAGAGGAGAGGAGAGGAGAGGCGAGGCGAGGAGAGGCGAGGAGAGGAGAGGAGAGGAGAGGAGAGGAGAGGAGAGGAGAGGAGAGGAGAGUCCCCUUUUUCAAUCCCUCUCCUGUCCUCCUCUAUUCCCUCAUCCAAAGUCCCCAUAACCUUUCGGAAUCAGCUCUUGAGGUUUGUGGCCAGCAUGUCUACAUGA